Messenger RNA from Sungouiella intermedia, 1044 nucleotides. Lineage: Eukaryota; Fungi; Ascomycota; Pichiomycetes; Serinales; Metschnikowiaceae. The record is from the annotation of a GenBank genome assembly.
AUGUCUUCCAACAAUCCAUUUGCGUCCGCAAUGAAUGGUGAAUAUAAGCACCACAGAGAUCCUCCUCCUCCACCCCCCCUGACUACUCAGAAGAAAAAACCGUCAGUAUCCCGGGAAAUGAAGCCUUCCGCUCCCCCCCCUCCUUCAUAUGAAGAAGCAGCUGGCUCUGAAUCUGCCUCCAGACAAUACCCACAAGAGAAGCCACCUUCCUCCUCCUCUCAUACCAGAAGCAGCAGACCUCAUCGUUCCCAGAGCGACUCAUCCAGACAUCGCAGCAACGGUGAACGAAGCAAUGGCGAACGCAGACACCACCACAAGUCGUCUUCCAGAACAAAGUCUCCAUCCAAGAAAAAGGCGGCUCCCCAACCACACAACUCCAAGAACUUGGACACUAUUGACAAGUUAGACGUUAGUGCGUUUUACGGAGGAAGAUUCCACCACGACGGACCCUUCGACGCAUGUACCCCACACAGAAACAAAAACGAAAAGAAUGCGCCAGUCAUGGCCUUCCCUGCUGAUGGUCCAAAUACCUCCAUGAAAGCAUUUGGCCCCGGAGUGAAUAAUAAUGACCGCAUGAACCUAGCUUAUGGCAACUUCUCCGAAGACCAAAAUGAGAUUGUUGGGAGAGUUGGCACCAACAAGAAUAAUCAGGCACCUGUUCUAAAGACAAACAGGACUUCCAACGAUCCACAAGCCGCAUUCACUCCCAGAUUAAAUCCUUCUGUGUUGGCAUUCGAUGCUAACGAAAAGGCUGCACCUGUGCAUGGCCCAACCACUGCGGGCUUGGGUACCUCUACAUUUCUUGAUGGUGCGCCAGCUCCACGUGGUGAUGACUACUUGACUCCUCCAUCCAACGGCUUGGGAAGAAAGAAGUCAUUAGUGCAGAAAUUCCGCAAGAACUCCCAGAGUGAAUCCACAUCUAGAAGGUCGUCGCAUGACAACUCUGGAGAAUACGCUAGGCCAUCGUUCGGGGAAGAGGAAAAUGGUGCAGGGUCGUCGUUAUUAAGAAGAGUUAAGAGUUUGAAGGUUGGAAGAAGUAGAUAA